Esox lucius (northern pike) is the source of this 1639-nucleotide messenger RNA. RefSeq names its product N-acetyllactosaminide beta-1,3-N-acetylglucosaminyltransferase 3. Gene Ontology annotation, molecular function: hexosyltransferase activity. Gene Ontology annotation, cellular component: membrane. The transcript has 2 exons. Lineage: Eukaryota; Metazoa; Chordata; Actinopteri; Esociformes; Esocidae. Bases 203 to 1351 code for a protein of 382 amino acids. The record is from RefSeq and is a predicted model, not a curated record.
GUUUCAUAUAUCCUGGUAAGCUGGUAAUUUUUUAGACAUGUUCAUCAGGUUUUCAACGGGACGACAGAGAGAUAUCUGACUGCAGUCGGUGGAUUUUUGAGAGGAGGGAUAUCUCACUUAAGGCCAAUGAAAUAUUCAGUUAAGGCCAUUGAAAUAUUCAGUUAAGGCCAUUGAAGAUCAAUGAAGUGAAGAUUACAGAAGAAUGAAAGGGAUGAGAAGGUCCUCGGAUUUGGGUGUGGCGGCAGCUCUACUUGUCAUCAGUGCUCUGUUUUUAGUCUUCAUUUUUAGUGAAGACGACAUACUUCCUGAUGAAACCUCAGACAAUGUCCAGAUACAAAAAAAGGAAACAACCUAUCAACACACUCCUCAGACCACAGAGACUGCAGGUGUUUUUACCUGGGACCGUUGUGCACGUAAUGAAUCUGCGGCCAAUGUGUCAGGUUUCUCCUCCCUGCCCGGUCACAUCCAAGACUUCCUUUUUUAUCGUCACUGCCGCCACUUCCCAAUGCUGCUGGAUGUACCUAAUAAAUGUGGAGGCCUGCACAAGUCUGCUGAGGUCUUCCUUCUGCUGGUCAUAAAAAGCUCCCCUUUAAAUUACGACCGCCGCGAAGUACUACGAAAAACCUGGGCCAAAGAGAGACUGCAGAACGGAGUGUGGAUUCGCCGGGUAUUCCUAUCGGGAACAACAGGUACAGGCUUUGAGAAGCAAAAGCUCAGCCAGCUUCUGAGACUGGAGAACCGUGAGCAUAAUGACAUCUUGCAGUGGGACUUCAAUGACACCUUCUUCAACCUCACCCUGAAGCAGAUUCUGUUCUUACAGUGGAUGGACAAGAACUGCCACCAGGCUCGAUUUCUCCUCAACGGAGACGACGAUAUCUUUGCCAACACAGACAACAUGGUGGAAUUCCUUCAGAGCCUCAAAGACAACAGUGGAGACAACCACCUUUUUUCAGGUCAUUUAAUCCAAUAUGUUGGACCCAUUAGAAACGUGCAGAGCAAAUAUUAUAUCCCAGUGCAGGUUCAUGAGUCAGACUCAUAUCCCCCUUACUGUGGUGGAGGGGGUUUCCUGCUUUCUGGAUAUACGGCGAUGGUCAUUUACCAAAUGUCCCAUAAUAUUACCAUUUUGCCAAUUGAUGACGUCUACAUGGGAAUAUGUCUGCAAAAGGCUGGUCUUGGGCCGGAGUCCCAUUUCGGGGUCAGGACUGCCGGGUUCCACAUACGCUCCCAAAAGGUAGAUGCCUACGACCCUUGUUAUUACAAGGAACUCAUUUUAGUACACCGAUUUCAGCCCCAUCAGAUGUAUGUGAUGUGGAAGGCUUUACAUGAACCAAAUUUGAGAUGUACACAUUAACAAGAUUUACUUCAGUUGCAUGACACUGUAAAGUGUAGGGCCCUAUGUUUUAUUUUUUCCCUAAUUCCGUUUUUUCUGUUUUAAUUUCUGAAUACUGGGUUUUAUGAUUUACUCAUGAGAAAUGUUAUCAUGAGAAAGAGUGUCUAAUAAUUUGAAUUAAUAAAACGUCAACAGUUCAAUAGGAUAACAGUAAAAUUGAAAUGAUGCAACAACAUCGUUUUUUUUUUUUAUCAAGGCAAGUUACAGCCCCUGGAAAAAAUUAAGAGACCACUGCACCUUUUUCUUUCC